Molecule: messenger RNA, 1566 nt
Organism: Oryzias latipes (Japanese medaka)
Lineage: Eukaryota; Metazoa; Chordata; Actinopteri; Beloniformes; Adrianichthyidae
Gene: nsdhl
Product: NAD(P) dependent 3-beta-hydroxysteroid dehydrogenase NSDHL
Biological process (GO): steroid biosynthetic process
Molecular function (GO): oxidoreductase activity, acting on the CH-OH group of donors, NAD or NADP as acceptor
Source: RefSeq, a predicted model, not a curated record
CGGCUGAUUCAAACGUUUCGCAGUUGUGCACUUUUACACGAUUUCGGUGAGAUGAGACUUGCUAAAAGUUGUCUCACUCCUGGAAGGGCCUUCGAAAGCCAUCCCAGCUGUCACCGACUCUGACAUCUCCAUCUUUGCAGCUUCAUAAUGGCUACACGACUUCGACCGAGCAGCAAACGCUGCGCGGUGAUCGGGGGAUCCGGCUUCUUGGGCAGACACCUGGUGGAGAAGCUGCUGGAGCGGGGCUACUCUGUCUCUGUGUUUGACAUCCGGCAGAGCUACGAGCUGCCAGGCGUCACCUUUCACCAAGGAGACCUCUGCGACAAGCAGGCUUUGCUGUCAGCUCUGCAGGAUGUGUCACUAGUCUUUCACUGCGCCUCCCCAGCUCCUGGAAGCGAUGACCGCAAGUUAUUUGAAAGGGUCAACGUCGUGGGAACGCAAACGGUUAUCCAAGCAUGCAUCGAGGCUGGGGUGCAGAAACUGGUUUUGACCAGCAGUGCCAGUGUGGUGUAUGAAGGGACGGAUAUUAAGAAUGGAAAGGAAGAUCUGCCGUACGCCAAGAAGCCUAUUGAUUAUUACACGCAGACCAAAAUUGAGCAGGAGAAGUUGGUUCUUGGGGCGUGCAACAAGCAGAAAGGUUUCCUCACAGUUGCUAUCCGACCUCAUGGCAUUUUCGGCCCACGGGACCCACAGCUGGUUCCUAUCCUAGUAGACACAGCUCGGCGGGGAAAAAUGAAGUUUAUUAUUGGCAAUGGGGCCAAUCUGGUAGAUUUCACAUAUGUGGAGAAUGUCGUUCAUGGACACAUCCUGGCUGCUGAGCAUCUGAGACCAGACUCUCCCAUCUGUGGGAAGGCGUAUCACAUCACCAAUGAUGAGCCAAUUCCCUUUUGGGACUUCAUGUCGGAGGUUUUGGUGGGUCUGGGAUACGCAGCGCCGCGCUUUCACCUCCCUUACCGCCUGGUUUACGGACUGGCCCUUCUCCUCUGGCUGCUGAGCGUGCUCCUGCGUCCUUUUGUUGCCUUCAAACCAACAUUCACACCCAUGAGAGUGGCUUUGGCCGGAACCUUCCACUACUACAGCUGCCAACGGGCCAAAGAGCACCUGGGCUACAAACCAGUGGUCAGCUUGAAGGAGGGGAUCGCAUGCACAGUUCAGAGCUACCCCCACCUCAAAAGUGGCGCUUGAUUAUCAAACAAAAUUUCUGUUUAUACAUCAGUGUCAACAACUUGGCCAGAUUGUUCUGAAUGGACUCAAAUUUGUGUAAAUCCACACCUUUCUUGGUGUUUUGGCUCACAUAGCUGUUAUAUCUAAUUUCCACCAGCAGAUGGCAGCAAAUAGUUGCUUUUGAAGAUUAUUGGCUGUCCUGCCACCUGUUUAUAUAGAUAUACAAUAGAGAUGAUUCUGCCACACAGCCUUAAUACACCUCAAUCCUGAUAUAUGUGUAAAAGCAGUGAUUUCAUGUACAGAUCAUUUAAACAGAUUUCAGAAAUGUAAGUACAAAAUGUGUAAAACUGUGAUCUCAGAUUUAUUUCAGAAUGAUAAAAACAACCUUGCUGUACCACCACA